Molecule: messenger RNA, 405 nt
Organism: Triticum aestivum (bread wheat)
Lineage: Eukaryota; Viridiplantae; Streptophyta; Magnoliopsida; Poales; Poaceae
Product: NAC domain-containing protein 92-like
Exons: 2
Coding region: 1-405 (134 amino acids)
Biological process (GO): regulation of DNA-templated transcription
Molecular function (GO): DNA binding
Source: RefSeq, a predicted model, not a curated record
AUGUCGAACAUGGCGGCGGUGAUUGAUCUGGGGUUGGAGGAGCUGCAACUAGCGCUUAUUUUGAGGUACAGGUUUCACCCCAGCAACGAGGAGAUGGUCGCGCACUACCUCACCCCCGAGUUCCGCAAACCCUACUUCUCUUAUCCCGUGGUCGCCGAUGUCAACCUAACAACAGCAAGCCAUGGGAUCUUCCGACUAAGUGCAGUACUAAUCCUCAAUAAUUUGCAGGCACGAGGCAGCGCGCUAAUGGCCAGUUCAUUUUGCAGUAGAGUCGAAGAUGGUGAUCAGAAGUACCCCACGGGGAUGCGCACCAAUCGGGUGACUAGGAGCGGCUACUGGAAGGUGACGGGUAGCGACAAGGAGAUAUUUCGUGACACGGGACAGUGCAUGUCCUCGUCGGCAUAA